This is a messenger RNA of Myzus persicae (green peach aphid), 2671 nucleotides long. It is a transcript of the gene sstn, whose product is annotated as FERM domain-containing protein 4A. Bases 206 to 1939 code for a protein of 577 amino acids. The record is from RefSeq and is a predicted model, not a curated record. NCBI's taxonomy places the organism in Eukaryota, Metazoa, Arthropoda, Insecta, Hemiptera, Aphididae. The transcript is spliced from 9 exons. Gene Ontology annotation, biological process: establishment of epithelial cell polarity.
UUUGUGUUAACUUCUUAAGUUUUUUUGUGUUUCACUGUAUCAUCGCUAUUGUCAUUAGUCAAUAGUCAUUACAUAGAGCUGCUGUCGUCUUAUACCUCAGAUUUCAGUACUUACAUUGCUGAAAUAUUUGGAUUCACGCGCCGUGUUUUAGCGUACAGAAUUCCGGUUUAUGAACGUGCUAGUUUCGCGAUGCAUUUAAAAAACUAUGGAAUGCUCCUCUAAUAAAGUUGACACGAUGGUUGCGAGUUUACAGUCGAGGCGUAAAGCAUUAGAAUCUAAAAUCACCGAAAAAAAUCGUGAAUUAAAGCGAUUAUGCAUACAAGAAGCAGAAUUGACGGGCAGCUUACCUCCGGAGAUCCCAUUGGAUCCUGGCGAAACACCACCUACAUUCCGUCGACGUGUUGGAACAUCAUUUACUUAUCCUGAAAAUUUAAUAAAUAAACUGAAAUUUAAAGACGAUGAAACAUUGGCUUCACUAGAACUGGAGUAUAAAAUUCAAAAAGGAAUUGCCGAAGCUGCUUUAGGACUUGCUAAUGAUGAGACUGCCAAUAAAUCUGUGCGACGUAAACAUAGAAUGAUGUAUCAACAGAGUCAAAAUAGAAUUAUUGAACUCGAAACAAGAAUAAAUUUAUGCAAUAAUCAAAAAGUUAAAAAAAAACCUCGCCCUGAGAGCAGUUACACAACAGAUUUUGUGAACAAUCAUAGUGUGACUGAUGGUAAUUUUGUUGUACCUAAAGAUCCAAUUGUACAAUCUCUGAACCCAAAAGUUUUAUCUCACAAAAGUAAUUUAAGGCAGUCACAAUCAUACAACAAAUUCCCUGGUCAAAGAAAUUCUCAUGACCCAAGAAUUGGAAAUGGGCUACAUAAUGCAUGGAAUACUCAUGAACACAUAUCCAGUUCUAAUAUGCAACCAAUGCUACUACCAAGAUCAACCAUAAGUUUAGAUAAAGAUCAUGUAACUUAUCCUAAAGAUAAUGGUGUAUUUUUUAAUAAUAAUUCAAAUUCUACAAAUUUGCCAUCCAGUCAUGAAUUGUCAAGUAAGAUUAUUGAUCAAGAUUCCACAUCUAAGUAUAGGGACAGGUUUGGAAGUUUAGAUAGGCGGCACACUACAAGGAGUUCUAGUUCUCGAAGUAACAGUAGUGUUGAUCAUGAACCUUCAGCUGUACCUGUUGUACCGCGACACACAAAUUCUCAGCAUCCCACAACUACUAUUUUAUUACCAAAUCAAAUGUACCCUGAAAAUAGUUUAAUGAGAACUCACUCUCUGGGUAAUAUUAAAAAUGAAAAUCAGCAACAACCCGAAAAAGGAUUUACAGAUUUAAAUCAGAUAUCAUUGUCUGAAAGUAGAAAAAAUUCUGAGAAAAAAUGGAUUGAAACAUCAUUAGAUAGUAGUAGUGUUGAGUCUGGGCCAACACUUACCCAUGAUUUACCACCUCCUAUCAAAAUGCAUACACCUCCAAUACAACCGGAAAAUCACCCACUUCCGUACGAUCCACUAGUCAAUCAUUUUGACACUGUUCCAUUUGAAUCACCAAAAAAUCAUACGGUUGUUCAGGUUGGAAAGUGGCAACCGUAUCGUGAAGUAACUAAGCCAUUUGAAAUGUCUGAUUUUUAUAAGUACAGUACAAGAUUUAGGAAGCCAUCUGCUAAUUCUAUUAAUACAUCUCCAGAAAUAGUUCAAGCUACAGCUAACCCAUCUCCAACACCAUCUUUGCCACCACCAUUACAAAAUAAAGGAAUUUAUCAACCUUUACAACCUCAUAAUUGUCAUCCACUGGUACCUCAAAACAUUUCAUUAAUGGAAGAAACAGUUUGUCCCAUUGAUUCAUUUGAACCCAAUAAUGAAUUAUGUUUGGAUGAAAGUGUAUUUGCUAAUGAAAUGUUAUCUUGGUAUCAAGAUGAAGCUACUCCUCAAUCUAGGACCGCCACGUUGGUAUGAUCUAAAAAAAUAAAUAACUAAAACCUACUAUGGUAUAGUUCUGUAUUACGAAUUUAUUGAUAGGCAGCUAGAAGACAACCAAUAUAAUAUUAUAUAUUAUUAUCAUUUUAGUACAACAUUAUUUCUCCAUAUGAAUGACAACAAAAUUCUAAAAUUUUAAUACACAUAUCUAUUUACAAUGUAUAAUAUAGUUUUAAUUUUUAUGACUAUAUGUGACAUUGAUCAUAUUAAAAGUUAAUUUAUUUUGUACUUCAGUAUCAUUAAACUGAAAAAAAUCUAUUGGGUUUCUUUAAUAAUUGUAAUUUUAUUUCUGUACAAAGAUAUUAUUCAUAAAGAUUCAUUAUGAAUAAUAUGAAAAUUAACUUAACUUGUUCGUAUACAUUUAUCGAAGUAAUCACAAUAUUUUGUAAUUAAUCAUCGUAUGCAAUUCUAGUAAUUUACCUAAAUUAAAUUUAUUAAGACAUAAUGUCUUACUUGAUAAAUAAUAGUUCAGUUUUUAAUUAUAAAUAUUUUAUUUUAGUAUGCUUAACAAACAAAAAUUGUAGUUUUUUAACAAAAUGCACUAUGAAUGCAAAUAAUGUAUUAAUACAAAUAUGGAAGAAUAUGUAGUAUAAGAUAAGACUGAAUGUUAUGUGCAAUUAGUCUUAAGAUUUUAAGAUGUUUAUAUACUUUUUUUACUUAUAUAGAUGAUUUUUUUAUUUUGCUAUACCAUUAUUAUUAAGUAAUGUAUAC